Molecule: messenger RNA, 2472 nt
Organism: Pedinophyceae sp. YPF-701
Lineage: Eukaryota; Viridiplantae; Chlorophyta; Pedinophyceae
Source: the annotation of a GenBank genome assembly
AUGACGGCGCGCUCGCAGAGCUCGGAGGCGGCCGCGCGGUCCGUCCCGGGCACGGCGGAGGGCAAGCCCGGGUUCGAGGAGGAGGAGGCUGGCAGCGCUGGGACGGAGAGCAACGGCAGCGCGCGGGAGUCGGAGCGCGUGGACGCGGACGAGGAGAGCGCGCCGGAGCUCGCGCGCGAGGAGGUCGCGAAGGGCCUGUCGAAGCUCGGGCGCACGGCGGACGGACGCCGCACGGCCUUCCUGAGGCUGGAGCUCGAGGGCGUCUCCCUGCGCGACUGCCGCAGCAUCGCGCACCUGCAGCACGUACAGGAAGUCAAGAUCUGCGGCGCCGGGAUGGAGUCCCUCGACGGCCUCGAGUCGCUCCCGUCCCUGCUGCACCUGGACGUCUCGGACAACCGCCUGAGCGCCGCGCUCGAGAUCAGCCCGGCGCCGCGGCUCCUGCGCAGCGCGAACCUCGCGCGCAACGACAUCGCCUACCUGGACGACCUCACGACGUUCAGCCUCCUGCGCAGCCUGGACCUGUCCCACAACCAGCUCGACACGCCGGGCAACAUGGGCGCCCUGCCGUCGCUCGAGGAGCUCAACCUGUCGCACAACCAGCUCGUCGACCUCGCCGGGGUCGACCAGCUCAAGUCGCUCACGUUCCUCGACGUGUCGCACAACUACCUGGACUCGCUCGACGAGGUGGGCGCCCUGGUGAGCGUCUGCACGCUGCGCGCCGCGAGCAACCGCAUCGCGGCGCCGGCGGGGCUCGAGCGGCUCGAGAACCUGCGCGAGCUCGACCUGUCCGACAACCGGAUCACGUCGCUCGAGGCGCUCGUUCCCGUGUCGAAGCUGCCGUCGCUCCACAAGCUCGGCCUGAGCGGCAACGAGUGCUGCGACCUCCAGGACGCGCACCUCCACGUCGCGUACCUCAUCCCGCAGCUCGUCGAGGUCGACGGCAACGAGGUCACGCCCCACGACAAGGUGCACGCCCAGAACAUGCGCGGCGCCGACCUGACCGAGCUCCGCGAGAUCCGCGGCCGCAUCCUCCCGCACGGCGAGCUCGACGACUACGGCGGCACCACGCCCGCGAUCUGCGUCCCGCUCGAAGCCGACGACGGCGCCCUCGACCUCCCCGAGAAGGACUGCGCCGAGGCCGACGACUACGCCGCCGCGUGCCCGCCCGCGCUCCUCCAGCAGGGCGUCAAGGCGGUGGCGUCGUACCUCUUCGAGGAGUUCGACGAGGACACGACGUUCCUGCGCGGCGCGUACCACUGGGUGCUGUCCGUGGUGGAGGCCCCGGAGGACGCGAUGACGUGGAGCACGUCCGCGCCGCUGCUGCGGCCGGAGCUCGAGGAGCAGGGCGCGACGCGCGCGCUGCUGCCGUACGUGACGGGCGCGUGGGCGGAGCGCGUGGCCGCGCUGCUGGUGCGCGUGCUGCGGGAGGCGAAGAUCAUGUGCCACGAGGUCCACGGGUACAUCAAGCCGCUCGGGUUCACGCCGGGGGACCGCCUGGAGAUGCCCAACCAUUGCUGGGUGUCGGUGCGGGUGGGCGGGCGGUGGCGCGUGGUCGACCCGGCGUGGGCGGCCGUGCCCGGCGCCACGCUCACGUUCUUCACGCGCCCCGAGGACUUCGUCUACACCCACCUCCCGCUGCUGGAGCGCUGGCAGCUGCUCGAGGAGGCGGUGUCGGUCGACGACUUUUGGGACCUCCCGCAGCUCGCGCCGGCGUUCUUCUCCCUCCAGCUCGGGCUCAUCUCGCGCACGCUGCCGCACACGACCAACACGGGCACCGUGCACUUCCAGCUGCUCACGCCGCACGACGUCACGCCGUUCGCGAUGCUCGCGAAGCUCCCGGACCGCCGCAUCGGCGACUCGGUCGGCGGCGACACCGCGCACUCCCACGUCGAGGUCCUCCCGCGCGGCAAGGGCGUCCCCGCGGGCGGGCUGGCCUUCAUCGAGACGAGCCGCGAGGCGGACGGGCGGCGCGAGGCCGGCGGGAUGCACGGCGGCGCGCUGGUGUGGAACGUGUACGCCCGUCUGCCCGACAGCAAGAAGCCCUACUGCAUCUGUCUGACGGCGGCGCGGAACGGGGAGCAGCAGGUGGACGUGAUGACGGUCAAGGUGCAGGCGCGCGAGGACGCGCAGGAGGUCGGCCGGCUGCUGCCCGCGGCGCACCCGCAGUGGCUGUUCACGCGGUGCGCGUUGCUGUCGCCCAAGCCGACGGAGCGGGUGGUGGCGGGGGAGUCGCUGCACCUGCGCGUGGUGGUGCCGGACGCGCUGAUCGGCGACGUGGCGGUGGGCGAGCCCGGGGGUUACUUGUUCACGCUGCUCGAGCACGUGGGGGGGGAUGUCUACGAGGGGAGUGUUGUGGUCCCCGCGGCGCCCGUGCUGGUGGUGACGUGCCAGUCGGUGGACAACCCCGGCGUGUACGCGCCGCUGCUGAAGUUCCGCAUCGACGGACCCGACGGAAAGCCGUUCAGGGAGUGA